CCUUCAAUUUCCAUGUGCUUUCCUGUCGAAUGUAUACCAUGAAAUCAAAUGUUCGAAAUGAAAGCGACGAAAGUUCUGAUGACUGUUCUGAUACCACUGAUGCAAAUUCUAACCUCUCGUAUUUUUCAAGUUACGAAAACCUCGAUGUCCAUCGCCUGAUGUUAAGAGACCGUCCACGCACAGAGUCCUACAGAGAAGCCAUGCUGCAGAAUAGGACGUUAUUUGAAGGUAAAGUUGUGAUGGAUGUAGGUUGUGGAACAGGCAUACUCUCACUGUUUGCGGCAGAGGCAGGGGCAUGCAAAGUAUAUUCUAUCGAAGCAAGCAAUGUUGCCUUGAUUGCCAGGGACAUAGUGAAACGAAAUAACUUGCAAAACAUUAUUGAAGUGUUCAGCUGCCAGGUGGAAGACUUCAUUCUACCUGGUUCUGAGAAAGUCGAUAUAAUAAUAUCAGAGUGGAUGGGAUUUUAUCUUCUGCACGAAUCAAUGUUGGAUUCUGUAGUUCUAGCACGGGAUAAAUUUCUGAAAGAAUCAGGAUGUAUGUUUCCAUGCCUAGCUACAAUAUAUGCUAGCCCUUCAAAUCUAAAUGGAUUUUAUAAUGAAGAGAUUAGUUUUUGGGAUAAUCUAUAUGGCUUUGAUUUUUCUGUUGUAAGAGAGGCAGUGCUUCAAAACAAACAACAGUCACCACAAGUUAUAUUGGUUGACGGCAGUGAACUAACUGCAGAACCCGAAGUUGUGAAACAGUUUGAUUUGAUGAAUGUCACCGUGGAUGAUAUUAUGCAAUUCGAAAGCCAGUUUUUUACAUCUAGUAUACAGAAGAACAUCUGUCGUGGUAUAGUUCUUUGGUUUGUUUGUGAGUUUCCGACAGAACCUAAAUUUAAAGGCAAUUUAACUUUGUCAACUGCCCCCAGCUGCCCAGAGACCCAUUGGAAACAGACUGCCAUAGUCCUACCAACUGAGAUCCACCUAGAAGCUGGUGAUGUUAUUGGUUUUAGCAUUAAACUGUCCCAAAGCUCUUCAAAUCAUCGUCAUUAUAACAUUCAGGUUGAAGUUCUUUCUGAUGAAGUAGAACACCCAAUGCCAUGUAACUGUGGUUUAGCAAGGUGUAAGUUGAUAAAAGCUUUUAUGAAAGAACAACAUGAGUUGGAUGAUAGUGAUGAGGCUGCAUCUAUAUCCUAGGUCAAUCUUAAACAAUGAAGAAAUUCUCUUGGAAUGACCUUAUUUGGUUAGUUUUAUUUCCAAAGUACCAUGUUUUUUGUGACAACAAACUAGACUUGCUAGUGUAGCAAAGGAUGCAAUUUGCCCAGAUGCACCUUAUUUAGGUACUUUAAUACUUAAACAUACCAAGUUUACUUGUUGGUCUGAGCUAGCUAAAAGACUAUGCUUGUCCUAUAUGAGAUUGCUAAUUAAUUAAAAUGAAUUAACGUGGGUUCAAUUUAAACUAACAACCACAGUCUUUUUGCUUUCUUGGGACUUUUUUGAUGAUACAUAUAGAGUAAAAACAAAGAACAAAGAACACUCAAAGCCCCAUCAUUGUUAAGCAAUAGGCUAGCUUAUAGUGUAAACCUCAAAUAAGUUGUAUGAAAGGUUGAUUAAAUCUUAACUAUGUUUAGUUAUGGUUAC
This is a messenger RNA of Dendronephthya gigantea, 1619 nucleotides long. Its product is annotated as protein arginine N-methyltransferase 1-like. Gene Ontology annotation, cellular component: nucleus. NCBI's taxonomy places the organism in Eukaryota, Metazoa, Cnidaria, Anthozoa, Malacalcyonacea, Nephtheidae. The transcript has a single exon. Bases 30 to 1175 code for a protein of 381 amino acids. Gene Ontology annotation, molecular function: protein-arginine N-methyltransferase activity. The record is from RefSeq and is a predicted model, not a curated record. Gene Ontology annotation, biological process: peptidyl-arginine methylation.